Messenger RNA from Bipolaris zeicola 26-R-13, 5028 nucleotides. RefSeq lists its product as uncharacterized. NCBI's taxonomy places the organism in Eukaryota, Fungi, Ascomycota, Dothideomycetes, Pleosporales, Pleosporaceae. The transcript has 2 exons. Bases 1 to 5028 code for a protein of 1675 amino acids. The record is from RefSeq and is a predicted model, not a curated record.
AUGGCGCCAGGUUCCAAGGCCACGGACAAGGACCCUCCAAGUACCAGCCGCACGCAUUCGGGACUAGAGAGCAUUUUGCCUACUAAUUUCCUCGAUAUGCAAAAAUGCGCUGGCAGUCUUCCCAAAGAGAACAAGCCAAAGUCGUCUCCACGCUCGCGGCCAUCUGCCACCCCACAGUCCAGCGUGUCACGAUCCGUAUCGUCCAUGUCAAGCAGUUUCAUGCAGGAACACUGGGGCCGCUCCUCUUCCUAUGUUUCCAGAUCCGAACACGAUGGAGAAGAUACACACAAUCCACAGUCCAAGGAGGAAGAUGUCCCCCACGUUAUAGCCAACUGGGCCCAUCUAUCUUACAUCAAGGCCCAACGUAAUACGCUUCGCGCCGAACUGAAAGCACAUCAGAUUGCGGGCGCUGAGGCAAAGCGGUCAGUGUCGUCGUUGCGUCGUCUGGCCUUUCGCAUGGCUGUUAGUAUAUCCGUGAAGGAGAAACAGAUUGCGACUACUGCCCGGAACCUCGCCAAGAGCAGAACAAACCACUAUCUCGAAGGUAAGGAUGCACAAAAUAGAGUCGAGCAGUUGCAGCGGGCGCUGCGAAUCGAAGAGGACCGCAACAAGGAGAUUCUAGCAGCAUUGGAAAGGGCCUCCAUGCUGACACUUCAAUAUUCAACCCCAAAGGAAGAGCCACGACAUAAUCAUGGGAACAGUUUCCUUUCCCCGCCUCCAUCUCCACCAACACGUUCAAGUGCUCCUGGUAGCCCGUUCGGCUCUCCCAAGACUCCGACACGAUCGUCCACGGCUCCAUGGCAUGAUGUCGACUUUCCGCUCACUCCUCGCCUCGGAAGUGCAUUCGAGAUUCGCACGUCUGACAGUCGCUUGAUACGGGCCAAGCGUGAAUCAGACCAAGCUCUUGCUGCAUGCCGGAGGCGUAUAGAACAACUCCAAAGCGAGUGUGCAGAGAGCAAGGAAGAUGGAAGGCUUUUGGCAGUGGCCAAAGCCGGAUUAGAACAGGAGAUACGACAUCAACAAUCGCAAAUCGCUACUCUAGAGCGCUCAAGAAGCAGUUUAGCCAAAGAGUUGGAAGCUACCAAGGUGCAGCUGCGCAUGACCGUGGAUUCCGAAGAACUCUUGAAACAGAAACUGCAAGACAAGAUUGAAGAACUUGCAGCGUGGGACCAGAAGAAUGCGGAUAUGAUGCACACGAUUGACCUGCUACAGAAGGAAAAGGCUGAACUUGAUGAGCAUGUUCAGAUGCAGACGAACCAGGUCGAAGAAUUCAAGACUCGCACAUCUACUCUCGAGCAGACGUUACGCUCCACAAGCGAUGAGCUCGAGAACGCCCAGCGCACCGAAUCGUCGCUUCGAGACCGCCUCGCAGAAAAGGAGAAUGAGUGUAAAGAUUUGCAGAAGAGAGUUGACCAAGGGUUGGAAGAUAUUAGCAAUCUUGAGCAGAAAGUCAACACGUACGACGCGGAAGCCGCCGAGCAUGCCCGGAAGAUCGAGAUAGGAGGAAAUGCCAUUGCUCAGUUGCGUGAACAACUGCACAAUGCAGAAGCUACGAGCAAGGACGCUCAGAAUGCUUCAGUGGACUUGAAGAAGGAGUUGGAGCUGUUGCAGGAGAAGUCGCGUAUCGAGACCGAGGCACGUGAUGGCUUGGCGAGUGAACUUGAGGACGUAGAGAGUGGAAAGGCUAGGAUGGAAAAUGAGUUGCGCGCCACCAUGGAACUUCUGGACCAAGAAAAAAAGGCAAAAGAAGAGCUGGAGGAGAAGUUGGGAAGCUUGCGCACAUCUUACAACGACACGGAAGCCAAACUCCAGCAAGCUCUUGAGCGGGUUCAAGCAUUGGAGGCAGCUGAUGGCGUUGCCCAAAAGAAACUUGAGACGCUACGAAACGAGAAAUCCGCACUGGAAGCUAAUCUUGAGAAUGUACGGCAGCUCGGGGCUAAGCUCGGUGAGGAUGUUCGCAUGAAGGACAAUGAACUUGCAAGGAUGCAAUCGACGAGUGUGGAUUUACAGGAAAAACUCAAACAGUCACAAAAGCAGACAUCAUCACUCCAGAGAGAACUGGAGCAUAUGCGCAAUACAAAGCAAGAAAGCGACAAGCAACACGCUGCGGAACUGGAAAAGAGCAGUGAACAUCUCCGGGAACUCGAGGCCUCGAUACUCAAUCUUCGAUCUGUUCUGGAGUCAUCAGAGAAACUAGAAGUAUCUCUUCGUGAAGAGCUUGGCCAUCUACGAGAAUCCAAAAGAAGUAUUGAAGGCGAGCUCGAAGAGGCUCGUCGUGUCAAAGGGGAACUUGAGGAUCAAGUGUGCGAAGCUCAGUCGCAGCUCAAGUCAACGCAGAGCGAUCGUGAUAGCUUGCAAGCUAAGAUCGGAGAAUUGGAGAGCAACUUGAUAGAAGGUCAACAAUCCAGGUCGUUCCUUGAAGAACGAUUGGCCGCAUCGACUACAGAAAUUAGUGCGCUCAAGGAUCGAUUAGCAGACCUGGAGGCUGCGCUAAAGGAGAGUGAUGAUAGGAGGGCUAAGGCUGAAACAGCUUUGUCGGUUGCGCAGUCAGACAGCGAGACGACCGCUGCAAGUCUCUGGAAUCUUCGCAGGCAAGCCCAUGAUAUGGAUAUGGCCAAAGAUCAACUACAAAAAGAACUCGACGAAGUCAUCAACUCUAAGUCAGAUCUAGAAGACCAGUUACGCUCUGUGCGGGACGAUCUAAAGAAAUCUGAAUCAGAGGCGAAUGACAUUCAGGUACAGCUAUCCACGCUACAAAGUCAAAUCACGACCCUGCAACAAUCGAAACUAAAUGCCGAGCAAAGCUUUACUUCUCUCCAAGAAUUUCAUUCGGAGCUUGACGAGAAACUGCAAAGCACACAAUUCCAGCUGCAGGACGCUCAUUACAAAAUCUCACAGCUCGAAACGAGACUGACAUCCAGCGAGGAGGAGCUGGAAGCUCUGUGUCGCGCGAAGGCAGCUAUGGAGAAGCGACUCGAACAAACACAUGCCGAUAAUGCGCGUCUGGAAGAAGAGCUUAGACUUGCUCAGCAAAACAACGAAGCUAUUAAAAGUGAGCUCGAAGAUACCGUGGGUUUGAACAGCAAGCUGGAGGAGAGCCUCACUGCAGCUCGCUUAGAGACGGAUGAGGCAAACAUUCAAAAUGCCAAACUCACGGCACGACUGAGGGAAGCCGAAAGAGAACUAGAAAAACUUCGGCAGCUCAAAGGUGAUGUAGAAGCAAGGCUGAGCAAAGCCUUGGAGAUCUCAGCGAGUACGGAACAAAGCCUUUCUUCGACUCGCUCUCGCCUUGAUGAGCUUGAAUCGCAAAACACUUCUCUCAACACUGAGCUUGCCAAUGCUAGGACAGAGCUAGAUGCCGUGCGACAAUCGAGAGCGGAGUUGGAAACUAAAUUCGAGGUGUCUGAACGUCACAACGAAUCUCUUCAAGAAGAUUUAUCUGGCAUGCAUUCACGGGUAGCUGAGCUCGAAGCUAACUGUGCCAACUUGGCUUCUCAAAUGUUGGAAAGUGAUCAACAGUCAAACAGCCUGCGACUGGAACAUGCUAAGCUUGAGGAGUCUUCGCAAAGUACGUCCCGUCAGGCCAAUGAGUUACAACUUGAACUCCGCGCGGCUCAAAUGCGUCUCGAAAUUGCAGAGUCUGAGAGCUUGGACGCAUUCAACAGGCUUCUCGAAGCCGACAAAGAGCUUGUGUCACUGCGUGGUACGAACAUCAAACUUGAGGCUUCUGAAAGAGAACUCAUCUCACGUCUUGCUUCAGCGGAAGAAGAAUUGGAGAAUGCGCGCCAGACGAAUGCCGACCUGGAGGCCUUCCUUGAAAGUGUUGAGUCAGACAUAGCCAAUGCCUAUUCCGCUGUCGAGGAUACCGAGAAGCGUUAUCUGGAGUUUGUAAAGGACUCUGAAGCUAAGCUUGAGGCUGCGAAGAGUUCCAAGUCACGGUACAGAACUCGACUUUGUGAGAAGGACAGCGAGCUUGAGACUCUUACCAAAGAGAACUCUGAUCUACACCAACAAAUCGAUAGCCAAACCCAGCAAAUGGAUACACUUGAGAAGAGCAAAGAUGAGCUGGAGGAGGAGCUAUCAAGAAAGGAGAAAUACAUUAAAGAACUCGGGUCAUCGGCCGAUGAGCGAAUGAGAUCAAUGAAUGCCGCGUACAACAAUCUCAAGAAGAAGUACGAACAGGAGCAUCAGCAAUUAGGAGACGACCACGAAAACACAGCCCGGCUAGAAGCCGAACUGGCGAGAAAAACAACAGAACUCGACCAACUCCGUCACGACCAAGAAACCCACACCACCUCCUUCACAGCCCUCCAACAGCAACUCGCCUCCCUCGAAACCGACAAACAAACAUUCGAAUCCCUCAUCUCCACCCUCCAAGAAAAGUUAAACCAGCUAGAACUCCUCGAAGAAUGGUCCGCCUCUCCCAUCUCCCCUCACACACCUUCCACCGCCGCCAACCACGCCACCUCUACCGCCCCCUCAACCCCCAAAUCCUCGCACCCAACCCACAUCAGCACCCCAAACACCAGCCCACGCCCGGAUACCCGCGCUAGCACUCUAUCCCACAACCCCGACGACCUAUGGGCCCACCAAGUCGAGCAAGUCCGCCUCCAACGCAGCGAAACAGCCCUGCAACUGCGCGGCCUGAAGACAUCGCAACAUCACCUCAGAAAGACGCUGCGCAGUACAGAUAAAGAGCUAAAUCGGCUGGAGCGCGGGAAGAGCAAGCGAAGUCCGAAUCUACUGAGGAAGAGAAGUAGACCGUUUACCGCGGGUGGAUGGAGCGACGUAGAACGGAACGAUCUAGAGGGCAAGCCGGAGAAGGAGAAGAAGAGGAUGUCACAUGGUUUGGGCCUUUUGACUCGAAAGAGUAUGCAUUUUGGGAGAGGUGCGGCUGAGGAGGAGGGCAAGAGACGGGAAGGGCGCAGAGUACUUAGUGUGGGGGAUGAACUUGGUGCCAAGGCGAAGGAGAAGGAGGGGCGGAGGUGGAGUGUUGGGCUUAGGGGAUUGUUUCAUCGGGAUGCGUAG